Molecule: messenger RNA, 1102 nt
Organism: Myotis myotis
Lineage: Eukaryota; Metazoa; Chordata; Mammalia; Chiroptera; Vespertilionidae
Gene: NDUFAF5
Product: NADH:ubiquinone oxidoreductase complex assembly factor 5
Exons: 11
Coding region: 28-1083 (351 amino acids)
Biological process (GO): mitochondrial respiratory chain complex I assembly
Cellular component (GO): mitochondrion
Molecular function (GO): S-adenosylmethionine-dependent methyltransferase activity
Source: RefSeq, a predicted model, not a curated record
GCAUGCGCGCGAUAGGCGCGCCAGCGAAUGGCACCAUUCCGGGAGAUGCUGCCGCUGACCCGGCUCUGGCUCCGGUGGCGGCGACCUUCGGUGGCGGGGGUCCCGGGGAAGAACCUUGGUGUCCGAAAGGUCGCCUCUGGCGUCUCUCCCCCGGGCAGCGCCUCGCCCAGAGCCCUAAAUAUCUUCGAUCGCGAUUUGAAGAGGAAACAGAAGAACUGGGCGGCCCGGCAGCCCGAGCCUAUGAAGUUUGAGUACCUGAAGGAGGAGGUUGGAAGUCGGAUUGCGGACCGGAUAUAUGACAUAGCCAGAGAUUUUCCCCUUGCUUUGGACGUCGGUUGUGGAAGAGGUUACAUAGCACAAAAUUUGAAUAAGGAAACUGUUGGAAAGUUUUUCCAAGCGGACAUAGCAGAAAAUGCUUUGAAAAAUACCUUAGAAACAGAAAUUCCUACUGUCACUGUUUUAGCUGAUGAAGAAUUUCUUCCUUUCAGAGAAAAUACAUUUGACCUGGUGGUUAGCAGUUUAAGUUUGCACUGGGUGAAUGACCUUCCUCGAGCACUUGAACAGAUUCAUUAUGUUUUAAAACCAGAUGGAGUUUUUAUUGGUGCGAUGUUUGGAGGCGACACCCUCUAUGAACUUCGGUGUUCAUUACAGUUAGCAGAAACGGAAAGGGAAGGAGGAUUUUCUCCACACAUUUCUCCUUUCACUGCUGUCAAUGACCUCGGACAUCUGCUCGGGAGAGCUGGCUUUAAUACACUGACUGUGGACACUGAUGAAAUUCAAGUUAACUAUCCUGGAAUGUUUGAAUUGAUGCAAGAUUUACAAGGAAUGGGUGAGAGUAACUGUGCCUGGAAUAGAAAAGCUCUCCUGCACCGAGACACGAUGCUGGCGGCUGCAGCGGUGUACCAAGAAAUGUACAGAAAUGAGGAUGGUUCAGUGCCUGCCACAUAUCAGAUCUAUUAUAUGAUAGGAUGGAAAUAUCAUGAUUCACAGGCAAGACCAGCUGAAAGAGGUUCUGCAACUGUGUCAUUUGGAGAGCUCGGAAAAAUAAACAAUCUUAUACCACAGGGGAAAAAGUCACAAUAAAUAUUCUAUUCAAUGUUAA